CGUGUGUUUAUAGAGACGUCAUCGUUCUCUUUAUAUGCUUAUCUAUAAAAAUCGGAGCUUUUUCUCUCUUUAGUGCUUUCUCGUUGGCUCAUCCGAGUUCCCCGAUCACCAUCGACGAAGAGCAUUAAUUCACUAGAUAGACAAAAUGGGUGGUGGCAAAGAUAAGAAUGAUGGCUCAGAGAGUAGCGACAAAGGCUUGUUUUCAAAUUUGGCGUAUGGGCUUGCUGGACAUCUUCCUGGACAAUAUUCAUCAGGGGCAUACCCUCCUCCAUAUGGACACCCUCAAGCACCUGGUGCAUAUCCUCCACAGGGAUAUCCUCCACAGGGGUACCCACCAUCUGGGUAUCCACCGGCCGGUGGACAUCAACCAUAUGGUUAUCCACCUUCUGGUUAUCCACCUUCUGGUUAUCCACCAGCUGGCUACCCUGCACCAUCUGCUCCUCCGCAUUACGGUUCAAGUCAUGGAAGUCAUGGAUCUGGAUAUGGACCAUUGUUAGCUGGAGGUGUGGCUGCUGCUGCCGCUGCUUAUGGUGCUCACCAGUUAUCCCAUGGUCAUAUGGGACACGGUAUGUUCCAUGGACAUGGCCAUCACCAUGGAUAUGGCCAUCAUGGAAAAUUUAAGCACCAUGGUAAAUUCAAACAUGGGAAGUUUGGCAAACACAUGUUUGGUGGCAAGCAUGGGAUGUUUGGUGGCAAGUUCAAAAAAUGGAAGUAAUUACAAGUGAAUGUCUACUCGUAUCGUAUAGUUUGAGAACUUCAGUAUCAUUCAUGUGACACUGCUCUGACUUCGUAUCGUCGUCUUUUGUUGGAUUAAGUUGAUAUAAGUGUCUGUCACUUAAAUUUUUUAGUCGAUUGAUAUAUAUAUAUAUAUAUAUAUUUAUAUAUAUGAAUUGAGCUAAUUAGUUCA
Dioscorea cayenensis subsp. rotundata (Guinea yam) is the source of this 907-nucleotide messenger RNA. RefSeq names its product glycine-rich protein A3-like. Bases 146 to 715 code for a protein of 189 amino acids. Lineage: Eukaryota; Viridiplantae; Streptophyta; Magnoliopsida; Dioscoreales; Dioscoreaceae. The transcript is spliced from 3 exons. The record is from RefSeq and is a predicted model, not a curated record.